CUGUGGGGCUGCUUCCUGUUCCGGCCUGUCGUCCUUGUUCGGUCUGCUCCACGGGCAUCUUUCGUGACCGAAAUCAGAUUGGCCACGCUUUAAUAUCCAGCGGAGAGGCCAAAGAAUGGUGUUCAUACCCCCCGACCAGCUCAAGUAUGUAUAUAUAUAUGAACUGUGGGAACAAAAGCGGAAACAGCUGGGCUGGAAGCCGUUCAGCUACUACAGGACACCAGCAGAUGAAGAAGGCCUUGAGAAGAUGCUGUAUCUCUCACUUUAUUCAAUGAAAUACGGUACUGUAGCCGGCUUGUACGACGGACUGGCUGUUUCGGAAGCGAAAACGUUGAAGCACUACCUGGGACGUGUAGGCUACUGGACGGUUCCGGGGGUGGUGUCCACUGGUGCUUUUGUGGCCACAAAUCACGUCCUGGCAAAGCUCACUGGCAAGGACUCGGUGUACAACCACAUGGCGAGUGCCGUAGUUGCUGCCUCCGUGUGGGGAGCAAAAUUCAAUAGCUACACUUUGGGCAUUCCUCUCGCCAUCGGCUUAGCUGUAAUUUGCGGCGUUAAGAAGUUGUCACUCGAUGCUGGAAUGGCGACCAUGUCGGGAGACACCCCCAAGUACCCGGAAUACUGGUACUUCGCACAGAAGCAUGACCUCUCCAUCAUGAAGGAGUAGUGGGCUUCCAAGCUGCCCUGCUGUUUUCUUUGUUUCCUCGUGUAUACGAUGCUGUGUGCACUGUUGUAGAAUAAAGCCGAUACGAACUCUAUGGAUUACAAGUGGCCUUUAUGCCUUGAAAGAUUGAAAAAUACUUUUCAAUAAAACACUAAACCGAAUCAGCUUAAAAAA
Messenger RNA from Rhipicephalus microplus (southern cattle tick), 838 nucleotides. RefSeq lists its product as uncharacterized. Lineage: Eukaryota; Metazoa; Arthropoda; Arachnida; Ixodida; Ixodidae. Gene Ontology annotation, cellular component: mitochondrial inner membrane; respiratory chain complex I. The record is from RefSeq and is a predicted model, not a curated record. Gene Ontology annotation, biological process: mitochondrial electron transport, NADH to ubiquinone.